GUCAAAGGGCGGCCUCCUGGGUGGCCCUCGCCCCCCCGCCCGGCUUCCGCGCCCGGGGCCUCCCUGGUCGCGCUGCUUCGUCUGAGAGCUCCGGGUCUGCUCCCCCGGGGGCCGCGGCUCGUCCCAGACUUACUGAAUCAGGAACUCGGGGCGAUUCUGCUGCAGGGUGGAGUUGGAGACACACUGUCGUAUUUAAUCAGCACCCCCAAAGCAUCCUCUGCUCUCUUUCCAGAAAGAAAAAGCAUCUCUGCCAUUCGGGGUCACGGGGACAAGCGCCUCGACCUCGUUCUCUCGGCGCUGAUCUGUGGAUCUCGGCGUGUCGGUUUCUAUUUCUUUACUGCACUUAUCAGGACCCCUUCAGUUCAAGGGGUCAUGGAAAAAGAAAGGACAGCUGCUGAGUUACCGAGAAAUCUGAUACAGGACUCCGUGGUCUUUGAGGAUGUGGCUGUGGACUUUACCCAGGAGGAGUGGGUUUUGCUGGAUCCUUCUCAGAGGAACCUCUACAGAGAUGUGAUGCUGGAAAACUUCCAGAACCUGGCCUCACUAGGGUAUCCGCUACACACACCCCAUCUGAUCUCCCAGUGGGAACAAGAGGAGGACCUGCAGACCGUGAAGAGAGGAUUUAUCCAGGGCAUCUGUACAGGGGAGCACCAUGAAGAUUUUGAGACUCAACUUAAAACUAAUGAAUCAGUUGUCCCACAAGAUAUUUGUGGAGAAAAAAUACCCAAUGAACAGAAGAUAGUAAGAUUCAAAAGAAAUGAUUCCUGGUCCUCCAUUUUACCUGAAAACUGGGAAUACUGUGGUAUUGAUUAUCAGAACAAAAGCCAUGAGAGACAUUUGAAAAGAAAUCAUGUGGUGGAGAACAUCAAUGAAUGUAAUGAAGAAAAUCAGCAUGGACAAACCUUUAGCCAAAUUCCAAAUCUUGAUACACUCCAGAGAACUACUGAAACAAAAUCCUAUGAAUGCCAUGAGUGUGGAAAGGCCUUCGUGGAUCACACAUCCCUUAAGAAUCACAUCAGGUCUCAUACUGGCAGCAAACGCUACCAGUGUAAGGAAUGUGGGAAAGCCUUCCAUUUUCUUGCUUGUUUUAAGAAGCAUAUGAAAACUCCCACUGAAGAGAAGCCUUAUGAGUGUAAGGAAUGUACCACAGCCUUCAGUUGUUCCUCAUUCUUUAGGGCACAUAUGAAGAUUCACUCUGGAAGAACAAACUACGAGUGUAAGGAGUGUGGGAAAGCUUUCAGUUGUUCUUCAUCCCUCACAGAACACAAAAGAAUUCAUAGUGGAGAUAAGCCUUAUGAAUGUAAGGAAUGCAGGAAGGCCUUUAGUUGCUCCUCCUCACUCUCCAAACACAAAAGAAUUCACAGUGGAGAUAAGCCAUAUGAAUGUAAGGAAUGUGGGAAAGCCUUCAGUUCUUCCUCUCACCUUAUCAUACAUAUAAGAAUUCACACUGGAGAGAAGCCUUAUGAAUGUAAAGAGUGUGGAAAGGCCUUCAGCGAGUCCUCAAAACUCACUGUACAUGUGAGGACACACACUGGAGAGAAACCCUAUAAAUGUAAGGAAUGUGGGAAAGCCUACAAUUGUCCCUCCUCCUUAAGUGUCCAUAUGAGAAAACACACUGGAGAGAAACCCUACGAAUGUCUGGAAUGUGGAAAAUCCUUCUAUCUUCCCACUUCCCUUAAUACACAUGUGAAAAAUCAAAGUAGAGAGAAACCCUACGAAUGUAAGGAAUGUGGGAAGGCUUUCAGCUGUCCUUCAUCCUUUAGAGCCCACAUGAGAGAUCACACUGGAAAGAUACAAUAUGAAUGUAAAGAGUGUGGGAAGGCCUUUAGUCGUUCCUCAUCCCUCACUGAACACUUAAGAACUCACAGUGGAGAGAAGCCUUAUGAAUGUAAGGAAUGUGGGAAAGCCUUUAUUAGUUCCUCUCACCUUACAGUACAUAUAAGAACUCACACUGGAGAGAAACCUUAUGAAUGUAAGAAAUGUGGGAAAGGUUUUAUUUAUCCCUCAGCUCUUAGGAUCCACAUGAGAACACACACUGGGGAAAAACCCUAUGAAUGUAAGGAAUGUGGGAAAGCAUUUCGUCAUUCUUCAUACCUUACUGUACAUGCAAGAAUGCACACUGGAGAGAAACCCUUUGAAUGUCUGGAAUGUGGAAAAGCCUUCAGUUGUCCCUCAUCCUUCCGAAGACAUGUGAGAAGCCACACUGGAGAGAAACCCUAUGAAUGUAAGGAAUGUGGGAAAGCCUUUGUUUGUCCUGCCUACUUUCGAAGACAUGUGAAAACUCACACUAGAGAAAACAUCUAAACGUAAGGCAUAGGGGAAUAUCUGCAAAGCUUCUUCAAAUCAUAGGCAACUUGUGAUAUCUCAUACUGUGGAGACACCCUACAAAUGUAAGAAAGUAGGAAAUUAUCGCUCAUCUUUUUGGAGAUUUGAGGACACCUUAGAGAAACCCUGUGUGUAUAAACCAUGUACUAAAGCCUUCCUGAACAUACUUAUUGUAUAUAAGAAAAGUCAUACUAGAAAUGAAGAUCACUGUCUCAUCUUUGAAGUGGACUGCUGGCUCACUUAAAGAGAUAAAUUUACCUUUUCAGCUCUAGCCAUAGUAUGAGGUGCUUUUAUUUUGGUAUAGGGUAAAUAUUAUUUGCAUUACAAAGUCUUUUUUAUUAUUUAUUUAUUUUAAGACAGAGUCUCACUCUGUUGCUUGGGCUAGAGUGUUGUGGCUUC
Messenger RNA from Lemur catta (Ring-tailed lemur), 2724 nucleotides. RefSeq names its product zinc finger protein 699 (gene ZNF699). Gene Ontology annotation, biological process: regulation of DNA-templated transcription. Bases 373 to 2304 code for a protein of 643 amino acids. NCBI's taxonomy places the organism in Eukaryota, Metazoa, Chordata, Mammalia, Primates, Lemuridae. The record is from RefSeq and is a predicted model, not a curated record. The transcript has 7 exons.